Messenger RNA from Frieseomelitta varia, 1771 nucleotides. RefSeq names its product YEATS domain-containing protein 4 (gene Gas41). NCBI's taxonomy places the organism in Eukaryota, Metazoa, Arthropoda, Insecta, Hymenoptera, Apidae. Gene Ontology annotation, biological process: regulation of DNA-templated transcription. The coding region runs from base 667 to 1500 and encodes 277 amino acids. The record is from RefSeq and is a predicted model, not a curated record. The transcript has 4 exons.
UUUUUUUUUUUUUGUAAAUCAAUCGCUGAUAGAGGAGAGAAAGAAAUCAAUUUCCGAGAAUAUCUGCGUAUGUAGUGGUUAUAUAAUGACUAUUUGUUCAUGUACUUUAUAGAAACUGUUUUAUUGAUACUGAGAUAUGUUCCGCCAAUUACCAACUUACCGAGUUUCAUUACCGACUAAGAAAUAGUUAGGCCGUUAAUAAUUUACUACGGAAAACUAUCGUGCCGAGCGAGAAUCAUGUAUUUCGGAAGUUCAUCGCCUUAUAUAAUAAUCUAGUUACUGGUAUGAGGGAAUAUAAAUUCCAACACGCGUAUUUUUGUUAAGAGGAUGAUCGUGCCGUGUGGAAAACCGAGAACUUUUCGAAGUGUAAUUUAUUUUAAGAGAAGUGUACAUAUUUUUUUAAUGUCCUUCACGACGAGAACAAAAAAAUACAUUUAUUUGAAAAUUACAAAUGCGCUCCGUCUUUUAUCCUAAAAGGUUUGUUUCUAACAAUUUUUAAAAAAUUGCUGAAAAAUAUCUUUUUUACAUAAAAUAUUUCUUUAACGCCACCAUGCUUGGAUGAGGGGACCUCAAAAGGCAAAUGCUUAAUUUUAACAUCAAAUAGAUUACCAUGUACCUAGUCAUCAACUGUACCCAUUGGACGGUUGAAGAUUGGCGAACUUGCAUAUGUUGAGUGAUGACUCGACACCAGAUGGAGCAAUUAUCUCCAUCAUGGCUACCGGCCGGAAAGAAACUUGGAAUUGGAGAGAGACAGCGGAAUUUGAAUCGCGUAAGACCCGCAGUGACGUAGGAAUCAAGACACUUGGCGACGUCACAAUGGCAACAACUAACGAAUUUGGUCCUGAUUCUGGUGGCAGAAUUAAGGGAGUAACAAUAGUGAAGCCAAUUGUGUAUGGCAAUGUAGCUCGCUACUUUGGUAAAAAAAGAGAAGAAGAUGGUCAUACGCACCAAUGGACAGUGUAUGUUAAACCUUACCACAAUGAGGAUAUGUCCACAUACGUGAAGAAAGUUCACUUCAAGUUGCAUGAGAGUUACAACAAUCCGAAUCGCAUUAUGACCAAACCGCCAUAUGAACUCACUGAAACUGGCUGGGGAGAAUUUGAGAUUGUAAUUAAGAUAUAUUUUCACGAUCCUAAUGAACGUCCUGUAACUAUAUACCAUAUAUUGAAACUAUUUCAAACAACACCUGAGAUACAACUGGGAAAGAAAAGUUUGGUAUCUGAGUUUUAUGAAGAAAUAGUUUUCCAGGAUCCAACGGCUUUGAUGCAGCACCUACUGAAUUCUAGUAGGCCUAUAACUCUUGGUGUUUGGCGCCAUAAUACAGAUUUUGAAGCCAAAAAGGAAUCUACAAUGAAAGCAGUGAUAGAAGCAAGAAACAAAAUAAGACUGGAAGUCAUAGAUCUUAAGGAGAAAUUGACAUUAGCAAAGGAGACAAUUGCUAAAUUUAAAGAAGAGAUUGCCAAGAUCUCCAAAGCUGGUGGAAGCUUGUCUGUUGCAUGAUUUAAAGAUUAAAAAAUUUUUUUAAGUCACUAUAGGAAGAGAGAAAGUACUGUUUUCUAUGCUUAAUUAAGGUGUACAUAGUUUUAGUAAAGAAACAAUUAUAAAACAAAUGUAAGCAAUUAUAUGUAAUUUUGUAAUAUUUGUAAUUUUUGUAAUAUAUUAGCGAUUGUAUAUAAAUUCCCAUUAAGCACAAUGAUUCAUUAUCAUCAUAUAAAUUUUAAUUUUUAAUCUUUUUGAUCUGUUACAAAUAAAAAAUAUUUUGAACUCAAAA